This is a messenger RNA of Planococcus citri (citrus mealybug), 2389 nucleotides long. RefSeq lists its product as uncharacterized. Lineage: Eukaryota; Metazoa; Arthropoda; Insecta; Hemiptera; Pseudococcidae. Bases 216 to 2210 code for a protein of 664 amino acids. The transcript has 2 exons. The record is from RefSeq and is a predicted model, not a curated record.
AUUCCAGAUUCAAGUCUCAUGCAUGAUCGCGAUCGCGAACACGUGUAAUUGAAAUUAAUUUCUUCAAGAUAAUUAUUUCUCUUCUUCUGAGUAAGAAUAUUCGUAUUAAUAUUUCGAAUUCGACUAGCAUCGUACUACCUAUUCAUAGUUCUUCCAGAUCUAGUGGAGACCACCUGCGAUUACAUGAGUGAAAUCGCGUCCACUUCAUCGCAAUAAUGAAGAUCGAUCACGAUUACGAAGCGACCUGUGGACCUCUAGUGUUCCACCAUAAACCCGGCGAUCUGAAAAAGUUAGCUGCGAUGUCACUGGUAGCUGCUUUGAUGAAUCAUAACAUUACACUGAUGCGUAAAAACAAAGGACAUUCCAAUACUUAUGCAAAUGGAUGUGAACAUGAUAUGGUUUGUGCAGAAUUGCCAUCAUCUCUCCUACCUGUAAUGAAAAGUCUCAACCAUGACAUGCACAGAUCUAGAAUCAAAUGGUGGAAGUAUCACUCCGAAUGUGUUUUAUCACGUCGUAGAUAUCCCGAUAGUAUAAUCGAUUUACUUCCUCUACUGGUUUGGCUGCCUGAUGCUUCAAUCAGUUAUGAACAAACUGCAGGGAAAAUAUUGAAAUGCGAUAAAUUGCCUAAUAAGGAGAAAUUAAGGGUGGCUUGUGCGUAUUGUUUCGUAGAUGAUGUGGACCGUUUUAAGCAGACUUUGACGCCGGAAGAAAUUGAAGAUGCUACCAAAGAUGAUCGUUAUAGCGGUUCCGUACAUCCCAAAGAGGAUCUAAUCGUGAAUUAUUGGAAUGGUAAAUUUUCUAGUAUUCUUGAUUAUUUAUUCCCAAUGCAUGAAAGAAUACUUGAUGGGGUGACUUCUUUGAAAUACUACACUAAUUGGUCAGCAGUGGAAUAUUUUUGGACCCAGCUGGAUGACGAGAAACGCCUGAACCGAGCUCUCAGCAUGAUAAACUACUGUGAUCAACCUGCACUUACGUGUCAUGUUCUGGUCAAAUUGUCUGAUUCCGAAUUAGAUGCCGUGAUUGCGCGAGGAGGUCUUCAAAUUAUACGAACUUUGGUGAAAGAGCAAAAGUACUUCGAGUUCAUCAUAUCAACUUGGAAACGUAUGGUGAAUGUAAUCGACGAUCAAGCACUCGUUGUUAUUAUAUGCUCCGUAAAUGAAUUUCAAGACUGUUCUCGAUGCUAUUUGAAUUCUGUACUGUGGGAGAUGUGGCUUUGUCUGUCCGAACGCCAGAAGAAAUUCAUCAUCGAUGAACGCGUUUGCGAUUUCACCCAAAACUCUUACAAAGCCACUGUUGAUUUCUACUAUCGUCCAAAUUUUCGCCUGAUUAUAGAUGUACUUGUUCGUAUCGAUUCCGAAAGCAGACGUCAAUAUUGGUUGCAACAUUGGCCAUAUUUAGCUCCCGGCCAGCUUGAUGAUGAAAGUUCCAUCAAUCAGAUUAUGCAGCUUUGUCUGGCAAACGAUGAAGAAAUCGCCCUUUUUAAACGUACAGAGAUGCUGGAGUACGAUUCGAUUUCAGAUUAUGCUGAGUAUAAAUUAAGUCACGGGUAUUUUAAAGAAUUACAGAACUAUUUAGAAUUUUGCACCUCAGAUUUGGAAGUAAUUCGCAGUAUGAAGAAAAAAAUGGUUACGAUGAUGUCGAAGAAAGCUCUAUUUUUCGCUCUUUUUGAUAAAUCUCCCCGUAUAUGGAAUCAGUUUGAGACAUUUAUGAAUGAUAUUUUUACUCCAAAUGAUUUCGAAAAGUUUAUGUACAAAGUGAUGUUGGAUCCUGAUACAUUGAAAGAAAUAUGCAACGCGGUAUGCGAAACUGGAGACGUUCACAAAGUUUCAUCGUUCGUCGAGGAAUAUUUGACUUCUGAAAAACACCUUGUUAAAGUGAAAUUCGAAAUCUAUGGGAGAUGCUUUCAAAGCAUUGAAUUCAGUGAAUUCAUUGAAAGAUCAACGAUCGCAGAUUUAACGAUAUGGUGUUUUAAUGGAGAUACACGACUUGUCGAGCGGUUCAACGAAUUGCAUCCCUCGAUAGAUGACGAUGAUGACGACGGAGAAGAAGAAGAAGAAGAAGAACGCGAAGUGAAGAGGGCAAAAGUGACGAAAAAAUCCAUAUAUCGACAUUUUUGUGAUGCAUGGCUGGACGAGGCAUAUCGUUCUCGAUCUCGAUCUCAUUUGUUUUAUCGGCGUUAUGAUUCUGAUUCUGUUUCUGAUUCUGAAUGAAUGUGAUUGAUUGAGCGACGAAGUUCUGAAGAAGUUUCCUCUCGGUUACUUUGGGAUGUUAAAAUUUUAAUUCAACGUAGAUUUUAUUAUGUACUAUUCCAAGUUAAUGUAUGUUUUUUUUUCCUAUUGUGAGUUCUUGAUAGUUAUAUCUACUGAUUAAAAGUAUAAUUAUUAUACUA